CUCUCGUGCGGAGAACGCGAGAACUCGCGUACUUGAGAAUUGAGAAAGGGCCAUGGUUUGCAGGUCCGCCUCACCGUGUGAGCUAAGCAGCUAUGCUUCAAAUAAAAAAUCGUAUGAGGUACAGCUCGCUGGGCAUCACUGCAGCGCGCCUGUUUUCUCCCGGCCCCGUCGAGAACCCGGUAGUAUUUUUGGACAUCGACGCUGACAGCGAUCCUCUGGGGAGAAUAAUCAUUGAGCUGAAUGCAGAUGUGGUGCCAAAGACUGCAGAAAACUUCAGGGCUCUGUGCACCGGGGAGCAUGGCUUUGGAUACAAGGGAUCUGUGUUUCACAGGGUCAUCCCCGAGUUCAUGUGUCAGGGAGGAGAUUUUACCAACCACAACGGUACAGGAGGGAAAUCUAUUUAUGGGAAAACGUUUAAAGAUGAAAACUUCAAGUUAAAGCACACUGGUCCAGGAACGCUUUCAAUGGCAAAUUCAGGCCCGAACAGCAACGGCUCGCAGUUCUUCAUCUGCACAACGAAAACCGAGUGGCUUGAUGGUAAACACGUGGUGUUCGGGCAGGUGAAGGAUGGGAUGGAUGUGGUCUCCAAGAUGGAAUCCUUUGGUUUACACGACGGCGGUGUGAUCAAAAAAAUUGUCAUCACAGACUGCGGGGAGAUCAAAUGACGCCCGAGCGCACUCACAGACUUUUGCUGGAUGAGUCAUUGUGCAGCAAUCUAGUAUUUACUCUGUCCUGGCUCGUGUGUUCGUGCACUCUGAAGGCGGGGCUGUCGCAGGUGAUCAGCUUUUACUCAAAUUUGUGCUUUUUAACUUCUGGUUUUGAGGUUGAGCAAAGCCAGAGGUUUCUAACGCUCAGACAGACCUUUUUACUCUCUAAAAUCUUUACUCAACUGAUCUAAAUUGUAUGCAAGCAUGUAAAACAAUUGUGUGGUGACUCAUUCUCCAAUAACUGCCAAAUACAUGACUGAUAUUUUUCGACUUUACCAGCUCUGGUCUUACUGCAAGACAUUUGCUCUGAUGUGCCACAAAUCUUGCUGCUUUUAAAGCUUCCCGGAAACGAUCCAGCGUGCUUUUUUUAGACACGGGCUCCAGCGCGACUGACUUCCUGUCCAUCAAGAGCAGGAUGUGACAUCAUGUGACAUUCCACCUACACUGCAGCUGAAGCAUCACAUGUAUGCACGAUGGGCAUGUGAGCUAGAGCCUCUUAGGGUGAAGUCGUUUCAGGACCUGAAAUUGCUUUUUUAUUGAGACGCAGGGCGUCUUGAAGAGGGCGAGAGACAUGUCUGAAAGCCAGAGACUGGGUGGUGCUGCUUAUCGAGCUAAUACUUUAUAAAAGUAAAUAAUGAAGAAGAAAAA
Molecule: messenger RNA, 1355 nt
Organism: Pundamilia nyererei
Lineage: Eukaryota; Metazoa; Chordata; Actinopteri; Cichliformes; Cichlidae
Gene: ppifa
Product: peptidylprolyl isomerase Fa
Exons: 6
Coding region: 93-665 (190 amino acids)
Biological process (GO): protein folding; protein peptidyl-prolyl isomerization
Cellular component (GO): mitochondrion; cytoplasm
Molecular function (GO): cyclosporin A binding; peptidyl-prolyl cis-trans isomerase activity
Source: RefSeq, a predicted model, not a curated record